Molecule: messenger RNA, 2250 nt
Organism: Eupeodes corollae
Lineage: Eukaryota; Metazoa; Arthropoda; Insecta; Diptera; Syrphidae
Gene: Galphai
Product: G protein alpha i subunit
Exons: 7
Coding region: 347-1414 (355 amino acids)
Biological process (GO): adenylate cyclase-modulating G protein-coupled receptor signaling pathway
Cellular component (GO): heterotrimeric G-protein complex
Molecular function (GO): G protein-coupled receptor binding; G-protein beta/gamma-subunit complex binding; GTPase activity
Source: RefSeq, a predicted model, not a curated record
GUUUUUUUGUGAUGCUGCCAAUGAAGGAAGAAAAGUGAUUCACAUUUCGAUUGAGCGACAAUUAUUUUAAUUUAAUUAUUUCCCUAGUUUUUUAGUUUAUUUUUCACUUUAAUUCACAAUAACCUUCGUUUUUAAGUUAUUCGUUUUAAAAAAGAAAAAUAUCCCCAUUCUAUAAGUGCAACAUAAAAUAUUUACAGAAAAAAAAGUGCUUGCUUUGGAAACGAAAAGUGAAAAAGUGUAACAACCGUCGCCGCCUUUCGUCGUCGCCGUCGUUGUUGGUUUUGGAAAUACAAAAAUCGUGUUCAAUAAAAAAUAAAUUAAAUAAAAUACGUAUUUUUUUUAAAUCAUGGGUUGUGCAGUGAGUACAGCUAGAGAUAAGGAAGCAAUCGAGCGAUCGAAGAAAAUCGAUCGGGCACUACGAGCCGAAGGCGAGCGAGCUGCCUCCGAGGUGAAACUUCUACUUUUGGGUGCCGGCGAAUCGGGAAAAUCCACAAUUGUCAAACAAAUGAAAAUUAUCCACGAAACUGGAUAUUCUCAAGAAGAAUGUGAACAAUAUCGACGUGUGGUUUACAGCAAUACAAUCCAGAGUCUCAUGGCAAUUAUAAGAGCGAUGGGUCAUCUGAAAAUUGAUUUUGCUGAUCCAUCAAAAACAGAAAUUGCACGACAAUUCUUCACAUAUGCCUCAGCUGCUGAAGAAGGAAUUUUAAUUCCAGAAAUUGUACUUCUCAUGAAGAAACUAUGGGCUGAUGCUGGAGUUCAACAAUCUUUUGCAAGAUCUCGUGAAUAUCAACUUAACGAUUCGGCAGCUUAUUAUUUAAACUCUCUAGACAGAAUUUCUCAACCAAACUACAUUCCACUGCAAGAAGAUGUUCUUCGUACACGAGUCAAAACCACUGGUAUUGUGGAAACGCAUUUCACCUGCAAAGGUUUGCAUUUUAAAAUGUUUGAUGUUGGUGGCCAACGAUCUGAAAGAAAAAAAUGGAUUCAUUGUUUUGAAGGUGUAACUGCUAUUAUUUUCUGCGUAGCACUUUCAGGAUAUGACUUAGUUCUGGCGGAAGACGAAGAGAUGAACCGUAUGAUUGAAUCUCUGAAACUUUUCGACUCCAUAUGCAAUUCCAAAUGGUUUGUUGAGACCUCAAUAAUUCUUUUCCUCAAUAAAAAAGAUUUAUUUGGAGAAAAAAUAAACAGAUCCCCAUUGACGAUAUGUUUCCCAGAAUACACAGGUUCGAACACAUUUGAAGAAGCUUCCAAUUAUAUCAGAAUGAAAUUUGAAAACCUUAAUAAACGAAAAGACCACAAAGAAAUUUACACCCAUCUAACCUGCGCCACAGAUACAAAUAAUAUUCAAUUUGUAUUCGAUGCUGUUACUGAUGUUAUUAUUAAAAACAAUCUUAAAGAUUGUGGAUUAUACUAAUUUAAAUUUGUAUUCUUUUUUUAAUGCUAGUUCUAUAUCAUAGCUAUUAUUCCUAAUUUCAAUUCACUCAAAACUUCUAUUUCUGCAUCCGUUCAAUGAGCGGUAAUGAAAAUAUAAAAUGAACAAAAAGACAAUAUUAUAUUAUGUAUGUUUAAAUGUUUAUAUCUCAAUAGAUUCACAGGAAUGAUAAUUUAUAGAAAUAUAUACACAAACGCACACGUUUUUUUAACGCACAAUCUAAUAAAUUACCUUAGUUGUAUAGAAUAUAUAUAAUUUAAUGUAAAGCGGGGCAAGUUAAUGCCUUCAUAUAGAAAAAGAAUUAUAUAACAAAAUGAGAAAAAACGAAACGAUUGUGACAAAUUGCUAAAAUAUGCCUUUCCUUUUAUUAACUAAGAUUUAUUUAACAUUUACAUGUAUAUCUACUAUAUAUUAUAUCUAUAUACUUAUAUACAAUUUUUCUAUCGCUCAAAUGCGACUGGCUACAAGUGUUUAGAGAAGACUGAGAAUUUGCAGCCUAUGCCAUAACAUUAGAAAAAAAAAAAACCGAAAAACAGAAUUUAAAAAUGAUUUUGAGAUUAUUUAUUCAUUUGGUUUUUAUUUUGGAUGUUGCGAAAUUGCUUACAUAUUUUUUCAUAAAUCAAAAAUUCAAAUUUUCGAACUCGGUGCUACUAUCUACGUAUACAGAAGAUAUUUCGAGACCAAAAUAUUUUGCAUUUAAAUUCAUUCCAAGAAAAUUGCAUUCAAAAUUUUGGUUAAAGUCAGUUGACAAUUUAAAAAAAAAAUCCAUACAACUAAAAUUUAUUUAAGCAUUUAUCAAAAUUUCAUUCUUUUUUUUU